AUGGAUCCUUCUGAUUCUCUCUCCCUCUCCCAAGAACAGGAAGCACCCAAAAAAAACGGUGUCGUAUUUGUCAUACUGCGAUGUGUUCUUGCGAUUGUUUUCCCUUUCCUCUUCCUUCUCUCUAUUCCAUUUCUGGUAGGAUUGCUGGUCCUUAUGUUCGCAGAUUUCUCUAUCCCCAACCCCAUCUCUCUCCCUUCACAGUGCAAAAUAGUCUCCACCGGUGUUGAUAUUAGGUCAUCUAAGAUUUGUGAACUUGGAUUGAUAAAUUAUAAAUCAAAGGAUGUGUUUCAGCAUUUUGAAAGAAGUAAAUUUCGCUGCCGCUAUGAUUACUAUUGGGCUUCAGUAUUCAAGGUGGAAUAUAAGGAUCAUUUUUCUGGUCAGACACAAGUUGCGUUUGCUGAGGCUCCAAAUGAGGCACUUCCUCUUUACUGUAGGCCUAAUUUUGGUGCUGCAUGGCUGACACAAUAUAAAUUUAAGGUCAAUGAGACUUAUAAUUGCUGGUACACAUCUGGCAUUUCCAAGGUUCGGUUACCUCAAGAUAAUCUUUUUGGUUGUGAUGCCCACCAGCAGUCUACUCUUGAGAAGAGUAAACAAUAUUCUACCAUGGCGAUGGAUAUGGCAAUUUCCUGGUUUUCCAAUAGAGGAAGGACCAAACAUUGGAGGUGGGAAACUUUAGCUGGAAUUGUAACUGGGUUCUUAACUUCAUUGGUCUCCAUAACCUUCAUUAGGUUCCUACAUCUACUGCUAUCUUCUAUAUAUCAAUCUUUCACAACAUGGAUAUUUUCUUGGCGUGUCAAUGUUGUUCUCAUCAGGCGCAUCUGUUUUCUUUUGGCAUACUUAUCUUUUGUGGUUUGGUUAGCUAUAGAAUAUGGGAAGAGACUUGGUCUCAUGGACAUAUUUAGUUUCCCUAAAUUAUAG
Molecule: messenger RNA, 918 nt
Organism: Sphenostylis stenocarpa
Lineage: Eukaryota; Viridiplantae; Streptophyta; Magnoliopsida; Fabales; Fabaceae
Source: the annotation of a GenBank genome assembly